ACUUGUCGAAUAUUGGUGGCCUACAGAUACAUCAGGUUCGUCCCAUUACUUCUCCCUGUAAAUCCAAUGCAGAGUUCAUUUUCAUUGUCAUUUUUGUCUUCGGAAGAACAAAAUCCGAAAGAAAUGGAAUCUCAUGGUAUUUUUAUUAUCUAUGUUUUUCUCUUUGAAUACUGGCGGGCAGAUAAGACUGACGAUUGUUGUCAGAGUGGUGCCCCUUGCUUUGUUUACGGAAGAGUUGCAAUGUCAGCGUGUUGAUCAGCCUGUUUGACAGGUAAAUCAAGAAAUGGAUGAGCUCUCUGACCAUGAUACUGUGCCUGCUAAAAAGCUUCGCCUGAGUGAAGAAGAUGACUUUACAUCAGGUCCAGUUAUCUCCAAUAAGAACAAUGUAGACACAGACAGCCAGAAAACUGUGGACUACAGUAUGGGAUCAGACCUGGACUCCCAGGGGCUUGAACAAGGAGACACGGGUCAGUUGGUUGUUAGAAAACAGCAAAAUGGUGAUGUAGAACGUGAUCCAGAUCCAGAUGAAACUUGUCAGAAGAAACCAAAACUGGAGAAAAUUGAAUCUGUCUUCAAAGAUGCAAAGCUGAUUGCUAGUAUCAUCAGUGGUACAGAUGUUGAAAAGAUGUAUGAAAGUCUGAAGAGCAAACGAAGAAAUCCAAAUAGAGUUGAUAUUGUUAUGAAUGCAAUAUUAGAAGAUGCAGGAAUUCGUCGGAAGAGAAGAAAUGUAGAAGAGGAGGACACCAGUUCUUUGUUAUUGGCAGAUUUUGUUAGUGUGAUAGAUAAGGCUAUGGCCAAUAUGGAGUCCCUGCCAUUAACAGCCGAGGAAAUUCAACACUUGCUGCGAGAGGAAGGAAACAGACCAGACCGUGUAGAUCGGGUGUUCGCUAAAAUUCUUAGGCAGGUUUAUCGCCCUAAACAUUUUUCUGAUGAAGAUGUACGAAAGGUUAUUUCACAGAUGCCAGAAGCAAAUCCUGAUUUGGUCCGAAAGUUACUCUCAGAUACCCAAGGUCAAGGUCAGGCAGAUAUGGUAAAACAUGUGAUCAGCAUUCUUAAAAAUAAUACAGUACCCAGUCUUACAAAAGAUGACUCUAUUUCCAAUGAUCCAACUGUCAGCAAUGACCCAUUGUUUAAGGAUAUGAAGAUUGUGAAGAAGAUUGUUCCACAUAGGGAUCCUAAUGAGAUAUAUGCUUACCUGGAGGCGCACUAUGAAAAAAAGAACAGGAUUAAACUAGUGAUUGAGGAACUCAUGAAUGUAGUGGACCCUGAAGACCCAGAUCACAAUGACAUUGAGGUCAAAGACACAGAGAAACCUUCUAUACCUGGGGUGAGAGGACUUGAAGAGGAGUUACAAGAACUGAAAGAGAUAUUUCCAGACUGUGAUCCCAACUAUCUUUACAAUGCCCUGGAGGACAGGAGGGAUGACAAGGAUCGAGUUAAAAAUCUUGCAAUAGGGAUGUUGGAGAAAAAAGACUACCCAAGACUGAAAGAAAUGUUAGAUAAUGAAAGCAAAUUAAAAAAGAAGCAGAAAGUUAUCCAGGCAACAUUUCAAAUGAAAGAUUUUUUGGCUAAGUUUCCCGAUCCUGAAACAUUUUUCUGUGAUAAGAGCAAAGUAAUGACAAAUAAUUACAAGAAACAUGUAUCGGUUCAACUUCAAAAUGACUUUCAGACUCUAUCUGAGGAAUACCUGCAGCAGAUAAUGGAAGAAAACAACUUUUGUCUGAUCCUUUGUAAGAGAGUUGUACUUACCAACAUCAGUGAACUCGGAGAAUUUAUGUUUGAGCUGUUCCUCUCGACACCGAGGCCUUUGCUCCCCCUCCCAGAUGAACCUGAUGAAUUGUUCUUCAAUGAGGUGCUCUACUUGCGUCAUGAAGAGGAAAUCCGAGAUCACCUGAAAGAACAGAGGAUGAUGAAGCAGCUGAGACGAGAUGAGGCGGGUGCUAAUGGCGAGCUGCUCCCCUGUGAGUGCUGUUUUGAUGAUGAAUGUCUGUUUGAGGACAUGACUUCGUGUCAGGAUGGCCAUCUGUUCUGUAAGGAGUGUGUGAGAAGAUCUUCAGAGGUUGUUAUAGGAGAUGGAAAAUGUUCUUUUCCUUGUUUGACUGACAACUGUGAAUACCAGUUUCCAGUUCCUGUGCUACAGGAAGUCAUGUCUCCGAACAUGUUCUCCAUCUUGUUGAGGAGAAUGCAGGAGGAGGAAGUGAAACAGGCAGCCAUACCAGACCUGGUCAGCUGUCCAUUCUGUAGCUUUGCCACCAUCAUCUCUAAUCCUGAUGAUAAAGUGUUCAAGUGUCUUAACCCAGAGUGUCUCAAGGAAUCCUGUAGACUGUGUAGUGAGCUGAGUCACAUCCCCCUGCGGUGUAACGAGGUGGAGAAGCAGGGCGAGACUGACAUGAGGACAUAUAUUGAGACAAGAGUCACAGAAGCUAUGCUGAGGAAGUGUCAUAGAUGUCAGAAGAGGUUUAUCAAAGAGGAAGGGUGUAACAAGAUGACAUGUACCUGUGGCGCCACCCAGUGUUACUCUUGUCGGGAAGAGGAUAUUGGCUAUGAUCACUUUAAUGACAGAGGGUGCAGAAAUUACCAGGAUUCUUCAGAAUUACAUGUAAAAGAAAUGGAGGCUGCAGCCGAGGAGGCCCGACAACAGUACCUAAAGGAUCAUCCGGAGGCCAAGGACAUGGUGCUCAAGUACGACCCUGUAAACCAUAUAGAAGAUGUGAAGAAAAACCCUACCUACAUGUGGGGAGGUGGUCGCCAUGAAAAUGAAUACAGUGACGAAGAAAACAGUGAUUAUGAUUAUUGAUUCAGUGAAGUAAUCAGAAAUACAGUGGAUAUUAUCAGAAGUACCUGCCUUACAACACACAGAAGUAUGGCCAUCAGUUAGUCUUGUUCACUGAAAGGCUCCUAUAUCUUUCUCAGGGCAAGAUGACUUGAUGAUGCUGUGGUCAGUUGAUUCCGACAAUGUGGUGGUCAUUUCAUUCUGGUAAUGAUCCAAUAACCUCUCCUUACUGCUAGGCCAUGUCAAUAUCCCAAGUGGAGAUAUUUUCAAUUUAAGUAUAUCUUGAGAUUAAAUGUUGUGAGUUUUGUUUACAUUGUCUUUAGAAAGUAUUUGUUAUUUUUUAGUGAACUAAUGUUAAUUGUGAUCUGUGAUUGAUAAUGGCAGCAAUUUCUUAUUGUAAAUAAAAA
Molecule: messenger RNA, 3180 nt
Organism: Pecten maximus
Lineage: Eukaryota; Metazoa; Mollusca; Bivalvia; Pectinida; Pectinidae
Exons: 7
Coding region: 284-2797 (837 amino acids)
Molecular function (GO): zinc ion binding
Source: RefSeq, a predicted model, not a curated record